GUCGAUUAUUCGAUUGAUCCGAAGUCCCUAGUCGAAAUGCAACCCUCCCUUAAAAGCGUCUGUCAGAGCGGUCCGUUUAAUUUUCUUUUGCCUAAGUUUUCCGCCUAGAAUGAAGUGACUAAACGAGGAAAACUUGCUUAAAUCCGCGUUAAAUAUUCGCUGUGCAAGCUCGAUUCUGGGCCGCGAAACACACACACACGCACGCGAAAUUUACCGUUUGAAAGCGGAAAGCAAAUUGCAGAGUCUGCAUUUUUUACGUGCCCUGCGAUUUUCGCCCGAAUUGCAUCAAAAUAAAGCGCCGAGCGGACUACAAUAUGUCUGAGCUCGAUUGGGACGACCCAAACUAUGUGGAGGCGCCGGUCAAGGUGCAGGAGUACUCCAAGCUGAACGAUAAGUACGAGAGGAGCCUCAGGCGCGACGACCACUCCCGCGGAUAUGGUGGAAAUCGCGAUGAUUACGGCGCAGGACGACGGGAUAAUCGAGGAAGCCGUGAUGGUUACGGCGGAGGACGUCGUGACAAUCGAGAAUACGGCGGUGGAGGAGUUUUCAGCGAGACCCUGAGCAUCGCCUCCGAAAUGAUCGGAAAAGUGAUUGGCAGAGCCGGAGCCAAUAUAUCCCGGAUUCAGACUGAUUUCGAUGUCCGCGUCAAGGUGGACAAGAUCGAUUUAGUGGUCAAGAUAACGGGCAGUGUCCAGAGCAACGUCUCGGAUGCUAUCAACCACGUUCGCAAGCAGGUCGCCGGUGAUCCGGGUGAUAGACGAAGGGAUCAGGAUAGAAGGGGUUCCUAUGGUGGUGAUGGAGGCGGCGGUGGGGGCUACGGAGGAGGUGGUGGCGGAUAUGGCAGAUCGAAGGGAAGUAGCUACGAGUUCAAUCCGCCGGCUGCCAGGCCCACCACUGACGAAGGAGGAGAUCUCACCGGCAUCAUCGAUUGGGCAGCCAUAAAUAAGGCCUCGGAAGCAGCUACUAAAGCUCGUUGGGCCAAGUGUCCCCCGCUGACGAAGAACUUCUACAAGGAGGCGCCAGAGGUGGCCAAUCUCACCGAGGACCAGAUCGAGCGCAUUCGCGCCGAUAAUAACAACAUCUCGGUCUCGCAUGUUUUCGAGCCGAAGGAGGGAGAAACUGCGCCUCCCAUUCCAAACCCAGUUUGGACUUUCGAUCAAUGCUUUGCCGAAUAUCCGGAUCUCCUCGGCGAGAUCACCAAAAUGGGCUUCUCCAAGCCCUCGCCUAUCCAAUCGCAGGCGUGGCCCAUUCUGCUCCAAGGACACGAUAUGAUUGGGAUCGCCCAGACGGGCACGGGCAAAACACUGGCCUUCUUGCUGCCCGGAAUGAUUCACACGGAGUACCAGAGCGUGCCCAGAGGUCAGAGGGGCGGAGCCAAUGUCUUGAUUUUGGCGCCCACUCGAGAGUUGGCCCUGCAGAUCGAAAUGGAGGUCAAGAAGUACUCCUUCCGCGACAUGAAAGCCGUUUGUGUGUACGGUGGAGGCGACCGUCGCAUGCAGAUCUCCGACCUGGAGCGAGGUGCGGAGAUCAUCAUCUGCACUCCGGGUCGCCUCAAUGACCUGGUCCAGGCCAACGUUAUCGAUGUGAGCACCAUCACUUACCUGGUGCUCGACGAGGCCGAUCGCAUGCUGGACAUGGGCUUCGAGCCGCAGAUCCGCAAGGUAAUGCUGGACAUCCGCCCGGAUCGCCAGACGAUUAUGACCUCCGCCACUUGGCCACCGGGAGUGCGUCGUUUGGCGCAGAGCUACAUGAAGAACCCCAUACAGGUGUGUGUCGGCUCGCUCGACCUGGCGGCCACGCACUCGGUGAAGCAAGUGAUUGAGCUGCUGGAGGACGACAAGGAGAAGUUCAGCGCGAUCAAGUCGUUCGUGAAGAACAUGACCAAGACGGACAAGAUCAUAAUUUUCUGCGGACGCAAGGCUCGCGCCGAUGACCUGUCCAGUGACCUCACCCUAGAUGGUUUCAUGACGCAGUGCAUCCAUGGCAAUCGCGACCAGAGUGAUCGUGAGCAGGCCAUAGCUGAUAUCAAGUCGGGCGCCGUGCACAUCCUGGUGGCCACCGAUGUGGCAUCACGUGGCCUGGACAUCGAGGACAUAACCCAUGUCAUCAACUAUGACUUCCCGCGCAACAUCGAGGAGUAUGUGCACCGUGUCGGUCGUACAGGACGUGCUGGCCGCAAGGGUACCUCCAUUAGCUUUAUUACCCGCGAGGACUGGGGCAUGGCCAAGGAGCUGAUUGACAUCCUCCAGGAGGCGGAUCAGGAAGUGCCCGAAGAACUGCACAAAAUGGCCUCGCGUUUCAAGGCCAUGAAGGAGAGGCGCGCUGCUGAAGGCGGUGGAUUCGGAGGAGGUGGCCGCUUUGGUGGUGGCCGCAGUGGCGGACGCGGCGGUGGAGGCCGCAACUUCGAAGGAUUUAGCUUCUGAUUGAAUCUCUAGAUCGCAUUUUGUAGUAAUUAGAGACCACAGCGCAUUGAAGUGCCUUGAAAUUUUGUUUAACAAACCCUUAAGCGGAUGUUCUCUCCAAAGAUAGAAUAAACACGAAAAUAAAACCA
Drosophila biarmipes is the source of this 2551-nucleotide messenger RNA. Its product is annotated as probable ATP-dependent RNA helicase DDX43. Bases 315 to 2423 code for a protein of 702 amino acids. Gene Ontology annotation, molecular function: RNA helicase activity; RNA binding; ATP binding. Lineage: Eukaryota; Metazoa; Arthropoda; Insecta; Diptera; Drosophilidae. The transcript has 5 exons. The record is from RefSeq and is a predicted model, not a curated record.